Sinocyclocheilus grahami is the source of this 704-nucleotide messenger RNA. RefSeq names its product troponin I, fast skeletal muscle-like. Gene Ontology annotation, cellular component: troponin complex. The transcript has 5 exons. Lineage: Eukaryota; Metazoa; Chordata; Actinopteri; Cypriniformes; Cyprinidae. Gene Ontology annotation, biological process: skeletal muscle contraction; cardiac muscle contraction. The record is from RefSeq and is a predicted model, not a curated record. Bases 1 to 573 code for a protein of 190 amino acids.
AUGAUUUAUGACAUGAUCCACGAGUGUGGCUCUGAUUUCAUCAGAGACUCUGACUCUUCCAUUUCCACCUCUUCCUCUGUUAUGUCUUCCUCUAACACCACCACCACGUAUUCUUACACAUCUUCCAAUUGCUCUUCCACGAGCAUGUUGCUGCAGUUCAGGAAAUUCCAAUCUGAUGUGAACAAGAAGCUAAUUGUUCAGAGAUCUGAACUUAAAAAGCUGUGCAAGAAGCUUCACCAACAGAUCGACCAGGUUGAUGAGGAGAGAUAUGACUUGGAGGCAAAGGUUGCCAAGUCAGACAAGGAGAUUGAGGAUCUGAAGAUCAAGGUGGUAGACCUGCAGGGCAAGUUCAAGAAACCUGCACUAAAGAAAGUGCACAUUUCUGCUGACACUAUGCUUCAGGCUCUGCUGGGCUCCAAACACAAGGUCUCCAUGGACCUGAGAGCCAACCUCAAACAAGUCAAGGAGGAGGUCAAAGAGGAGUCUGCAGAACAAGUCGGCGACUGGCGUAAGAACAUUGAGGAUAAGGCUGGUAUGGAUGGCAGGAAGAAGAUGUUUGAGUCCGAGGCUUAAGAUGUGUUGUGGUUAUUCACCCAUAUGUCUUAAUUUCUCUGCCAAACAUCUUUCUAUCCUGUGAACCUCCCGUUCCAAUCAAAAUAUUUUUCCUGGACUGUUUUGCACAUUGUACAUUGUCCCAAUGUUGA